Paramecium pentaurelia is the source of this 983-nucleotide messenger RNA. Lineage: Eukaryota; Ciliophora; Oligohymenophorea; Peniculida; Parameciidae. The record is from the annotation of a GenBank genome assembly.
AUGUAUAGAAGUUUGGGUAAUUCUUAUUAAGCCAUGAAUAUUAUUCAUGAAGAAAAUGGAAAUUAACUAUGGUUGGGUGAUUAUACAGCUGCUUAAGACAAACCAACUUUAGAUAAAAAGGGAAUAAGAACUGUGUUAACUGUUGCAUGUUAACUUAAUAUCAAAUAUAAUGAUUAGAAUAUGAAUCAUAAAGUAAACUAUAUAUAAAAUUAUAGACAUAUUCAAUUCUUGAUUCAGAAUAAGCAAAUAUAGCAUAGUUUUUUGAUGACUCUUUUUAUCAUAUAAAAAAUGGAUUGAAAUCUGGAUCAGUUCUUGUACAUUGUGCUGCUGGAGUUUCUAGAUCAGCAUCCAUUGUUAUAGCUUAUUUGAUGAGAAAUAAAGGAUGGACAUAUAGUGAAGCAUUCUCUCAUGUUAAGAGUAAAAGAUUUGUCAUUUGUCCAAAUAGUGGUUUUUAACGAUAAUUGAAACAAUUUGAAAAACAAUUAAGAUAACCAAAAGAAAAUGAAAAAUAAUCUAAUUAAAAAGAAUAAGAAGAUAAUUAAGCUAAUUAAGUUAAUCAUAUUGAAAAACAAGUAGAAAAUGUACUUGAAAUUAAAAAAUCUGAACCAUAAGUAAAAAUUGGAAAUUAAAUUAAAUAAGAGACUAUUAUUCAAAAUGAAUUAAGAUAAACUAUUAGAAAUAAUGAUUUACUUGGAAAUAAUUAAAAAUAAGAAACUAAAACUAAUUUUCUUCCAUAAAAUAUAAAUAAUAAUAGAAAUUGUAUGCUUACUUCUAAAUUUAAUAAUACAAGAACAAAUAUCUAAUAAAAUAAAAUUAAUUUAUCAACAAUGUAAACCUCUUAUAAUUCUUCUUAUGCUGGACCUUAAAUUGUUACACAUGCCUAAAAUAAGUUAUUUGAAAAGUAAACUUUAUCAAUAUUACCUGGCAUUUCUGCUAAGUCUAACUUAAUUAAUUAUACCAUGAAUAAUAGAAGAAAUUAAUGA